Molecule: messenger RNA, 3114 nt
Organism: Dufourea novaeangliae
Lineage: Eukaryota; Metazoa; Arthropoda; Insecta; Hymenoptera; Halictidae
Gene: ninaB
Product: carotenoid isomerooxygenase
Exons: 10
Coding region: 155-2050 (631 amino acids)
Biological process (GO): retinal metabolic process; carotene catabolic process
Molecular function (GO): carotenoid dioxygenase activity; beta-carotene 15,15'-dioxygenase activity
Source: RefSeq, a predicted model, not a curated record
AUUAGGGUGCCGAAAAAUCAGUUUUUCGGUUUUCAUUGGUGGUUCGCGUGACAGUUGGCGGUCUUGAGGUAUCCGCGAAUAAUUUCUGGCUGUUGGCCAACGUUAAUUUGCAGUUCCGUCGCGAAUUCGGGCAAUCAGGCUAGUUUUUCGCGAAAUGGAUUUUCCGAGUGGCACGAAAAUGGCGGAGACCAGAAACAACACGGACAAACCUGACGUCCUGGAGGAUAGCGUCGCCAUUUUGUUUCCGUUGACUGAUGCCAAGGAUCCCCUGACUACCCUAGAAAAUGGGCCAAAAGAGGGGACCAAGGAUUACUAUCCAAACGUGGACACAUCCGUCUGGAUGAGAUCCUGCGAGAAAGAGGUGCGAGAUCCUAUUCCUGGCAAGAUCACCGGGACCAUUCCGUCUUGGUUGAAGGGCACCUUGCUGAGAAACGGGCCGGGCAGCCUGAAGGUCGGGGAGUACAGCUUCAACCAUCUGUUCGACAGUUCCGCCUUGCUGCAUCGAUUCAAUAUUGCUGACGGAAAGGUGACGUAUCAGUGCAGGUUCGUUCAGACCGACGUGUACAAGAAGAACAAAGCGGCCCAGAGAAUAGUCGUGACCGAAUUCGGCACGAAGGCUGUGCCAGAUCCCUGCCAGAGUAUCUUCCAAAGGAUCGCAGCGGUGUUCAAGCCUGGCGAUGCUUCCGAUAAUUCGAUGAUAUCCGUCUAUCCGUUUGGGGAUGAAUAUUAUACGUUUGCUGAGACGGCGAUGAUCCAUCGUGUCGACCCGGAGACCUUGGAAACAACUGGAAAGGUGAACGUAUCGGACUACGUUGGCAUCGUCAACCACACGUCCCAUCCCCAUGUGAUGAACGAUGGGACUAUUUACAAUUUGGGGACGAGCGUAACGCCACGUGGACCCUUUUACAACGUUGUCUGUUUCUCACCCAGUCAACUGAUUAUUGAUGAUGCAGGGGAAGAAAAGGAACUGUCCAUGUUCGACCAGGCCAGCAUCGUUGCCAGUGUUCCAUCCAGGUGGCUUCUGAAUCCCUCCUACAUGCACACCUUUGGUAUCACCGAAAACUACUUUGUGAUCAUUGAACAACCCCUGGCAGUCUCCUUCACCACUCUGAUGUCUUGCAAAGUGACCCAGCAACCAAUGUGCGCGGCUUUGAAGUGGCAUGAAAAUGAAAACACCCUGAUACACCUAAUCUCAAGGGACACGGGACAGUUGGAGAGGACCUUCACCAGCGAACCAUUUUUCUAUCUUCAUAUUAUCAACCAAUUCGAGACACGUGACCGUGAUUACGUUGUCCUGGAUGUUUGUUGCUACCGUGACGCCCAGAUGUUGGAUUGCAUGUUCGUCGAUGCAAUGAAGAACGCAAGUGAGAAUCCAGACUAUGCCAAGUUGUUCCGUGGCAGACCUCUUCGUUUCGUGCUGCCAAUGAAACGUCCGCAGGCAGAUGUCCCGUUGGAGUACAAUUUGAUCACGGCGAAGACGGUGAACCAGGGCCUGGAGUCUUUCCAAAACACUGACGAAUCGUUCAAUGAAGAAGGCACAAGUUCUAUAAAGGAGACUCCAGCAAGGACCAAUGAGGACAAGAAGAAUGACUACAGGAAUCUUCUUCGCAGAAAGGCAGCUGCUCACAGACUUCCUGAUGGUAGAAUCUUCGUGAAGCCAGAGUUACUCUGUGAUCUCGGUUGCGAGACACCGAGACUCAAUUAUGAGUAUUUUCUUGGAAGAGAGUACCGAUUCUUCUACGCGAUAUCCAGCGAUGUAGACUUGGAGAAUCCUGGAACGCUCAUCAAAGUAGACAUUUUGAAGAAGACGAAGAAGACAUGGUGCGAGAGAAAUGUCUAUCCCAGUGAGCCGAUCUUCGUUCCAGAUCCCAAUGGAAAGAAUGAAGAUGACGGAGUGGUGCUGAGCGCCAUGGUAUGGUCAGACAACGAGUCACAGGUGGCUCUGCUGAUUCUGGACGGCGUGACACUCCGAGAAAUCGCGAGGGCCACCUUCGACACACCUGGCCCGGUGCCAAAGUGCUUGCACGGCUGGUUCACCUUGGCCAAGUAGAGUAAACUGAGAUUACAACGCAAUGAGAAUGUUCCUUACCGCGAAACGCGACCUAAAUGUUCAGGCUUAUACCGACACGUUGCUUAGCGUUCUCGAGACCGGUGAUCUGUACUAUUUUUUUCUUUUAUCUUACGCAACUGAGACUACUCGAGUCACGGAAAUGUGCAACGCUUUUUGCACGAUUGAUUCAGAAAACAAAAAGGUUACAAGGAGGCCUAGAUAGCAUACAGUCGGCUUAAAGGCUCCUCAGACCUAAAAUAACCGUAAAAUAGACGUAUUCAAGACGUUAUGUGCUAUCUAAGAAGGGGAAUAAGAGCCAGCAUUCGCGACAUGGAUAUUUAUCGGACACAGCACAAUAUGUAAAUAAUAUAAUAAAUUAUUUAAUGUCUUCUCCCGAUAGUACAGUGUAUGUACAAGCGUGAUCGGCUUGUUUACCGGUCACGCGAGCUAAUUUUCCGGAUCAGGCGUUCGUGAUCGUAAAAUGGGAUGCAUCGUGAAACUGUUCGUCACAGAUGGAAUGUAAAAUGCCCUAUGAAACCACUGUGUGUUUGUGCGUGUGUGUCUUAAAAUUAACAAAUUGGACGGCCGUCGGCCAUCGAGCGGGACGGCGCGGUCCGUCUCUGGUCCUAGUUCGAUUAACGAUUAAUUAAGACAUCGUUUAAAUUACGCUAAGCUAUUUUAGAAUAUCUUUUACCUAGAACACGAUGCUCCUCUCCUCCACCCUAGAAUUAAUGUUUAAAAACUUUCGUUUCCUCGAAUAUGAGAAGGGGGGAGGAUCAUCGAUACAAUUGGUUUUCGCAAGGUCGUCUUAAAUCUUGGAGCAAACGGUGCUCGGUCCCAAGGUUGGCGCCACACGCAUACAGACCAGACACGGUUUUAGACCUCACGAAGACGCGAAUGAUUAUAUGCCUAGAUGACUCGAUGACAUUCGCGACUAACGGAUCAACAAUUCGAAUAAAUAGGUUUGCACAACCAUGGUCAGACAGUUACACACGCAUCCGAGGAGAAUCGUAGGUCCACGUUCCUCCUGGAUCAAUCAUCAUCAUCCAUCAAGGACGUUCACA